Messenger RNA from Medicago truncatula (barrel medic), 698 nucleotides. Its product is annotated as protein RESPONSE TO LOW SULFUR 3. Lineage: Eukaryota; Viridiplantae; Streptophyta; Magnoliopsida; Fabales; Fabaceae. Bases 119 to 475 code for a protein of 118 amino acids. The record is from RefSeq and is a predicted model, not a curated record. The transcript has a single exon. Gene Ontology annotation, biological process: cellular oxidant detoxification.
CAUCGCUACACAGCAUAAUCACACAAAAUCACAAAGCUUCUUCCUUCCACCGCAUCUCUAUUAUCUCCAUAUAAACAUUUCUCAUAUUUAGAAUUUCCUUCAUUUUACUUUUAAUAUAAUGAGUAUUUUCAUUUCACCGAUGAUGGCAGUGAUCGGCACCGGAGGAAAAAAAGAGUCUAAGAAUGCGGUGCCGGUGCCGGAGUCGGAACUGAAGAGAAGAAACGAUCAGCUUGAGAAGGAGUUGAAGGAAAGUAAGGAGAGAGAAGAGCAAAUGAGACGGCAGUUACAGAGCGCGUGGGAGAGGCUGCGCGUGGCGGAAGAAGCGGAGGAGAGGUUAUGCUCACAGCUCGGAGAGCUGGAAGCAGAAGCUGUUUAUCAAGCGCGUGAUUAUCACGAUCGUAUUGUUUCUCUUAUGGACCAGCUCUCACGCGCGCAGAGUCUUCUUCAUAUUGCUUCUUCCAACUCGUUGUUGUGAUUGUUAUUCUAAUUACAUAUGUAAUGUAAUGUAAAAUGUAUAUGUAUAAUUUAUGAUUUUUGUUUAUUUUGAUGAUUGAAGAUCUAUAUUAGCGUGGAUCCAAUCCAAUCGUGUGUUCUGUUGUUGUAACAUUUUUGUUUGAUUGGUUAAGUUGAUUAUAAUUCGUAGGUUUGGUUGAAUGGGAAUGGUUUUGGAAUUUCAAAGACUUUAGUUUGGUUUCUCA